Messenger RNA from Drosophila ficusphila, 3819 nucleotides. RefSeq names its product regulation of nuclear pre-mRNA domain-containing protein 2. Gene Ontology annotation, cellular component: RNA polymerase II, holoenzyme. Lineage: Eukaryota; Metazoa; Arthropoda; Insecta; Diptera; Drosophilidae. The record is from RefSeq and is a predicted model, not a curated record. Bases 131 to 2605 code for a protein of 824 amino acids. The transcript has 8 exons. Gene Ontology annotation, molecular function: RNA polymerase II complex binding. Gene Ontology annotation, biological process: mRNA 3'-end processing.
UUUUUGUUCAGCUCUAGGAAGUGGGCACGAAGAAAAGGGAAAUACAACGCUGAAAAUUAACAGCGGCAAAAAACGUUGUAAACAAUUGUAAUGUGCUCUGUGGUAUAGCUGCUGAAAAGGAUCGAUUAAUAUGACGGAGACCUUCGACGAGGAGCUGUUUGAGACGCGGCUAGAGGCGCUGAAGGACACGCAGGAGGGCAUCCAGCAGAUGUCCAACUGGUGCCUGCAGCACCGGAUGCACCACAAGAAGAUCAUCCAAUGCUGGCUGAACGUCUUCAAAAGGGUUCGCGUGGACCAUCGCCUGGUGCUGUUCUAUCUGGCCAACGAUGUCAUCCAGUACAGCAAGCGCAAGCGCUACGAGUUCGUCGAGUGCUGGGCCACAGCCCUCCAGAGAGCCACCACCAUGGUGCGCGACGAACGCGUCAAAGACAAAAUCCUGCGCAUCUUUAAGAUCUGGGAGCAGCGUGAAAUCUAUAACGAGGAGUACCUUAGCGACUUGAGCGGUCUCCUCAACAUUGCGCCGCCCAAAAAGUCCCAGGUCGAUGUCACCGAAGAGUUCCAGAAUGCAACAUUGAUAGCCCAAGUGAGGGAGUGCGUCGAACUGGCUGAGACCACUGACAAAAGUAUGCAGAAGUUGCCCAAGCCGCCAACCUUCGAGAUCGAGGUCAUCAAGCAGCAGCUGAAGGACAAGAGCCACUCGGGGGACAUUGAAAAGGAAGUGGAGCGCUGUGUGGCCUUCAUCAAUGCCUACAACAAGAACCUGCAGAACGAGAUUAAAAGUCGGAAGGCUGUACUGGCCAGUAUCGAAGCGGCCAAAAAGUUCUACGAGCACCAGGGAAAGGAAGUCAAAGUGGUGGCCAGUGCCUAUAAAAGUUUUGGCACGCGCAUUAAAAUAGUGAAAAGAAAGCUUGACGAGACUAUACCCAACCUGGCCAGCCCAAUACCAUCUCCUGAUGUGAAUGCUCCCUCGCCCGAGCGCGAUGCAGAUCUCCAGCUGCCGGAAGAAAACAAUUUACCAAUGAAUCUGUUUGGCGGUAGUUUGAAUGGCUUCUCUAGUUAUCUGGAUGGUGGCAAGCUGCCCUUUGACAUUAACGACUUCAAGCGGGACUCGAAGGAUCGGGGAAGUGCCAUCGAGGUGAUCGGUUCGCGAUCGGAUGACGAGGCCUAUGUGCCGAGUGCAAAUUUCUACAAGCCCGACACCAUUUCCAGUUCCGAGAGCAGCGCAAUACCGGGCCUUGGCGGAGGUGGAUCCGCUGAUUAUACCCCCAAUCCGCCCCUGUUUGGUUCCAGCAGCCAAGAGCAAUAUGUCCCGCCACCACCGUCGCAUCUCUAUGGUGGCAACGGAAGCGUAGGAGGCAGUGGAGGGCAGGAUAAUCAAUACACUCCUGCGCCGAUGCCACCGCCACCCUUACCACCAUCUCUUGGACCCUCUAGUGGAUCGGCCGAUGAUUUUAAUAGCACCUGGAACAUGAGCAUGUCCUGGACGCCGCUGGACACUAGUUUAAAUAGUAGUGGAGCGAGCUCCUCCUCGUAUGCGAAUCAAUCGACACCCCACUCGCCGCCUCACUUUGAGAGAAAGGGCAACUCAGCAACUGCUCCACUCGAAUAUAACGAGCAUCUGCACACCAAUCCCGCAGCGCUGGGCGCCGAGGAUGUGGACCAUCGCACUCUGCAGCUCCCGCCUGCCUUCGAAUUCGGUGCAAAGUUGGGUUUGAGCAAGGACAAGUCGCGGCAGCUGGUGGACAUUGAUCACAGGAAUUUAAUAUCACUCACUGGCUCACCCGGCGGAGCGGAAAAGUCUUCGUUUCAGGACUUCACUGGCGGUGAUGUUGACUACCGCAUUGUACCGAAUCCCAAUGAUGAAGGCAUCAUGGCUCCACCUGGCAAUAACUAUGCCAAAAACAAAACCAGUUCACCACUUAAAUCCAAUGCCAUAGGCUCCUCCUCUGAAUCGGAUCGCGUGGACGGUGCUGCCCGUUACGAUCCCGCUGACAUGGUGAUUGAUAUGGACAUGUCAGAUGAUGAUAUUGAUGAGUCGUUGAGAGAGCCGAAGGAGAACAACGGUGAGGCUGAAGAUGCCAAUGGCGCCUUAACACCUUCGCGUCCCGUUCUGCUGGAGACUCCGUCGGAGUUUAUUAAUCCGUGGGAGUCGAAUAAUAGUUUUAUGGGUCCACCCCUGCCCGAUGAAGAGGAUCAGCAGCAGCAACAUGAUCAACAGCAGCAUCAGCAACAGGAACUCCAGCAACAUCAUCCACAUCAACAGCACCAGCAGCAGCCGCCGUGGAACCAAAUGAGCCCCAUGCAAAUGGGCGGAGGCGGCGCACCGCCACCGCCGCGACCUCCGUUUGGAUCACCCUUUCCGCCCUUCCAGCGUUUCCCCGGCCCACCGAUGAACGGUCCCGACGGGAUGCAGCGCGGCCGUGGCAGGGGUCGGGGCUGGAACGGACCCGGACCGGGGCCAUUUAGACCGCCUUAUCAACGGAUGUCCGGUCCAGGAUUUGAUGGUCCCGGGCCCGGACCGCGACCAUUCUUUCCAAGAGGAGGAGGACCCGGCGGUCCUAUGCGUGGACGCGGGCGCAUGCGUGGUAAAGCUUGGAUGAUGUAAUUACGUAUUAUAUUAUUAGAUUUUAAAAGAGAGAAUCCUAGUUUUAGUCUUCACCUAUCUCACUUUGAUUUAACUUAACGAAAAAAGUGUAUUGUAUAGAACAGAUAACACAUUAACCCCAAAAGAUUGUCUUGGUUUCCCUUUGGGCGGUGGGCAGUUGACGUUGGCAGAAAAUAUUACACAAUAUUUGCAUAAUAUUCCCUGCCCGAAGUUGUUAAUUUAAGCAGAGGUAUUUUAUUUAUGUCAAUGUAAAAUUUAGACAAAAAAAUUCUACUAAUCAAAAAUCAAACUAUGUUUGCAAUUCGACUUAUUCUCAAGUUAGGUUAAAAAAAAAUUUAAUAAAAUUUAUUUCAAGUUUUUUCAGUUAUUUUUCUUUAAAUAAAAAAAAUAAUAUAAAAUAAGACAUUAAACAUCAUCCGUCGCCUUUGCCCAGGGAGAUUAUAAGACAAACACUUGCAAAGACUUUUUAAUUUACACAUUCACUGUAAUUUAAGUUUAGUGUGUUGACCUAGAUUAAUUGUGUACUAACUAUUAAUUAUUUGAUCCGCCUUCGCUUAUAGUUCUUAGUGCUUUACAUUAAUAAUAACUAAUGUAAAUAGUUAUAAUAAUAGUCCCGAAAUGAUUACUCUUGGUUCAAAAAGUUCUAUGCUCUUCACAAUUUGUCAAUGAUAAUUAUCUUCAACAAAAAUAUACAACAAAUUGUUAAUACAAAUAAAAAUCUAGAAAAAAAGCUAUAUUCGAUCAGGCAAAGUUCUUAAACUCUUCUAGAGAAUAUCAACAGUCGCCCAAUCAGCAAUGUUUUCAAACUAUAGAUUCUCAAGUAAUUAUUAAUGGGAAGAGAGACACAAAUAUUUAUAGGUAUGUGGUUUUGAUUAUAUAUACUGUCGACGGCAUAUAAAAGUUAACCAAAUUUAUGAUCAUAGUGGGUUAUAAAUGUUUGAGUAUUUCCCCAAUCUUCGAUUUUUAAUUAAGAACUUAUUGUUUGCUGGAUUGGGUCAGUUUACGGCUGUCUUUAUUUAUACAUUUAUUUUAUCAUAAUUAUUUUUGUUUAUUAGUUGGGGAGAUAAUUGAGAUUUGGUCAAACAGAAGAGUAGAGAACCAUUGUCCAAGAUUUAUUUUGGAACUGGCAAUAUAAUCUUUUAGUAGUAAGCUAUAGUAAGAUAAUAACUGUAAUUGUUAAUAUUAAUACAAAUGUGAUAUUUAAAAGAUAAAAA